CAUGACGUCACAUAGCAAUCAUAAAUGUAAACAAAUAUGACUGACUGUCUCGCAGUUCCCUGUGUAUGAAAUUAUAUGUGAACAAAUAGACGAUGGAGCGUGGAAGAAAAAGGAAGGCACCUGAUGAUAAAAGUCGGCCAUCACUCCAUGGUCGGGGCAACGGUCCGGGUUCAAGACCGGCGUCGUUAGAAAACAUUCAAUGCAAGAAAGCUCGAACCGACUCCGAUUCAAAGAGCUCCCCAUCUCGGACACCAGGCAGGGAAAGACGCAACGCGUCCACCACCGGCAGCAGCACAAACAGCAGCAGCAACAGCAGCAACAGCAGCAACAGCACGGAUCGUAAAAAUAAAAUCGGAAACAGGAUCAGCACAUCCACUACUAUCAAUAACCCCACCACCAGCAAUAACCCCACCAAGAGCAAUAAACCAAGUAGCAGCAAUAUCCCCGCUACCAGCAAUAACCCCACCACCAGCAAUAAACCAAGUAGCAGCAAUAACCCCACCACCAGCAAUACGCCCACUAUCAGCAAUAACCCCACCACCAGCAAUAACCCCGCUAUCAGCAAUAACCGCACCACCAGCAAUUUACCAAGUAGCAGCAAUUACCCCCUUUCCGACAAUAGACCAAGCACCAGCAAUUACCCCACUACCAGCAACACCAAACGGGAACUAAAGAAAUUGCAAGAUGUCUGGUCGUCUGAGGUGUCCCCGUUCAGGACAAGGUCACACAGAGGGGAACAGGAAACGCCAACCAAAACAAGUAGGCGACAGAUUAAAUUCCCUGAAGCUGAAACCCUGACGUCAAGUUCCAGUACCAGUUCAAGUUCCGGGGUUGGAUCAAGUGCUACUUCAUACACAAGCUCAAACUCUAAAACUGAUUCCUCUUCGAUUCUAAGUUCUAAUAGUGAAUCGUACACGUCAGGGAAGACAUCUAGUUACACUACAGGGUCUUCAACAGGGACAUAUAGUACAUCAGGAACAUCCAACUCCUCUGAGGCAUCCAAUCAGGACAUGCCCGGGACAAGUGGGAUAAAGAAUCUCUCGCAGAUAAACAGGUUUCUGUCAGCAACACAAGAGGCUAAAUAUCACCCAAUAUCGUCAAGUUCAAAUGAAGAACCAGAGGCAACCCAAGCUAAAAGCUCUAAGAAAUUGAGAUCACGAACACUAUCUAAUCCAUCCACAGAUAAUAAUACCAAACAGAAUGUGCCUGGCACAAAGAUUAACCCCCGAGCACAUCCAAAAUAUUCAGAUAGUGAUAGUGCAAAUGAGUCACAUUUAUCCAACACCAGUGGUACAACUCCAAUCAAACGAGGCGUUGGUAGACCACGAACGAAACAUCUUUCAUCUAAUAGCAAGGCAAAAGAACGUGAACUUUCAUCUCCAUCCUCGUCACCGUUCUCUAUAGUCGUCAGAUCUCCCCAAGAAAAAGGAAAUAGAGCUGGUAAAAAGACUCUUGGAGUUUCAUCUAAUGAAUCAACCAGCACUGGCGAUUCUGAAUUAAGUAGGGCAUAUAUAACCAGCGUAUCAACUCAAACACCACCCAGAGAUCUCAGGAGUCGAGAUGGGUCUGUGGCUACCACCUCCCAUGCUGCAUCGAUUGAGGGGUUUUGUCCUGAAGACAGACAGGCGACACAACCUGACAGAUGUAUGACGAGGGAAAUGAUUCAGUCAUCCCCUAUCAGGCAGACAAGAAGCAGGAACAGAUCCGGAGAUGUGGCUGUAGAUGAUGAUGAUGUUAAAGUACUGCUCAAACGAAAACCAUCCAGGUUAAUGACUAUUUUGGCAUCAGAACAUGAUAACUCUCAAAGGGGUCCCCAUGAAAGAGAUCAAGCGUUGCCUUUGAAUACUGAUACAAGAAACAAUAAUGCAGAGGGACCAGUCCUAAUCCAAGUGUCCGAUAUUGUAGGUGGGACCGAAUCAGGAACAUCAAAUACGAAGAUAUCCAACACAGACAGCGCAUCACUUCGUAUUGUCACGUCCCAGGAGUCAUCAGACGUAAUAAGUCCAUCCUCUACAAGUGUUCCAGAUGAAGAUAAAAAAUUAGGGUUUGAUCUAAACGAUUUUGUCAUCAGAAGGCGACGGCUAAGAAGCGAAUCCCAACAGGAUGAGCUGUGGGAAGGUUUGCCUUCAGUCACACCCUUUAGGAAACAUGCGAGUAAACUUAAAGAUGAAAAUGAGUGUAGAUAUGAUACUAACACAGGUGAUGGUGUACGAGAUGUCAACAAUCCCUCAUCUGAACCAGCUUCAUCAUCUAAUGAAUCGCUACAGCAAGGAACGAGCAGUUCCACAAUUUGUUUGAUCAGUGAGAUUGACUCAAUCCUUUCAGAUACAGCAUCCUCAUCUUGUAAUCAAGGUCAUGUGAGUUUUGAGGACGUUCCAAGCCUAGAGGAAAGGACUCCAGAAUACAGUACUUGUGGUGCAUCUCAAGCUGGUUCAUCUUCUCUUCAACAUGUCCUAGACAAUGACUUGGCGGCAGCUGCAAAUGACAGUCUUUCUGAACUUGAUACAAACGUAAAGAGUAUGUUUUCUAGCGAUAUUACAUCAUGUGCAUCAACAUUGAUAUCGCAAGACCCUUCAUCUCCAAAUGAACAGCAAUAUUACACAGAUGGAUCGUUCAGUAUGAAUCAGGGAACUCGGUCAUCAAGUCAAUUGACAUUUCAUAGUAAUCCAGGUACACCAAUGCCAUCUGGACCGGAGAGCGUGUGGUGGAGUGAUAAGGCGAACAGUGAAGGGUGGGCAACUCCAGUUGCAGACCCAUUAGCUAUAAGUCCAAUUGCCUCCCAAAGUCUCAGUUCGGAUUUAGAGAUGUUACCCACAGAAACUGAUCAAGGAUUUGAGGACUGUUUUAUACCUAAAGAUGAAUAUGAUUCAUUGAGUAACAGUUGUGAUGCCGUAGACGGUACAGUAUUCAAAGAAGUGAUGGAAAGAAAAGCUACUAAUGGCCAACUUGAAAUCUCAGCUGAAAUAAUAAACAGCAAUCUGACAACUCUCACAGAUGAGACGACAGUGACAUCUUCUGACACAAACACGAGCGUUUCAUUGACUGGAGACAGUGAUAAACAGAAACCUGUAAGGUUCAUGGUAACACGGUCCGACUGUGCCAAUAUUGACAGUGACACUGCAAAGGAGGUUGACCAGCCAGUGUUACAACCAACCAGUAGUGGAUCAUCAAAACCCGAGUCUUCCUCCUCCUCUGGUGAGUUUUUGCUUUGGAGUAAGAAGAAGGACAAACGAAAAAUAUCUUUUCCAAAAAUUGUUCUUCGAAAAUGUAAAGAAAGUAACUUCAGAGCCAAGGAAAGACAUUCUGUUCAACACUUAUGUGAUGAAGGAGAAAGGCCCCAACCGAUGACAGAGACAGAUGAAUUUCCAGCUACAUCAGAAUGUCCAUCAUCGGGAUCCACUUCUCUGACACCAAUUAAGAGGAGUGCUCGACUCCUGAAAAAGGUUGAUUCCUCAACAUCCGGCCAGUGCGGUAGGAGUACCGACUUUGUGUAUACUCCACUUAAAAGAGACGACAACAAGACAAAGACAAAGAUGUCAACAGAAAGCCCUUCCCCAUCCAAGAGGAGAAGGAGGUCCAGCUCUGAUAUCUGUGAAGGGGAAGCGGAUGUUGGAGCAGACCCGUCUACAGACAGAAACAUCUCUGAUAUUGACGUGACUGUUUUGAGCCCCAGACAAGUGAGAAUGCAAGAGAGGGAGGGGAGGGAAGUGGUACAAUCAGACAGCAGACACGGCCUGCCCCUGAAAGCUAGAUGGAAGAAAAAGCUAAAGAAGAAUCUCAAGAAUAAAUCUGGAGUGCUGAAGAAGAAGCCUGCAACCUCUUUUGAACAAAGGGAAAGAAUUGAGAACCAACAAACUCCAUCCUGUCUGCCACCGCGGAGAAGGAAGGGGCCAAUCAUAGACGAAGAGUUGCUGGCCAAUCCUGUUAUAGAUAAACAUGCUUGUGUCCUGUGGUCAAGUGAACAUCGUCGCCACUUCCAGAUGUCUCACCCAGAAGCAUCUUCUGCAGCUCUUGAUGAAUUACUUCGUCGACAGUGGUCGAAGGAGCUGACAGCGCAGGAGAAGAUGAAAUACUUCAUCCGUGCACGUGAUGCAGUCAGAGAUGAAGAUAAGCAUCAGCCGCGUAGCAGAGGAGAAACAAAACGAGGUGGUAGAUCAGGAAGCGGCCAGAAGUCAACAGAGGAAGAGGAUGCAAAAUCCAGUCUUGAACAAUUCACACGUCUCAAGACAAAACGACAAAAGGAUUUGCUUACGAAAUGGCUACAUUUCUUCCAAAAGGUCUUAUCCCGCCAAGACUAUGCCAAAUUUAUUGAGGAGGUCAAAGAAGGCAUUCUUGAGGCUGAAGCGCAGAAUAAACCAAACAAAACCAGAGGACUUACUAGCAAGAUUUUCAGUCACAAGAAGUUGCUAUUCAUGAAAAUGAAUAGCUUGAAGGGCCACGUUAUGGCCCAGUACCAUCGUCGUCAACAUCGACACAAGGAACUGCAUAAAUUAGCCUUCUACAUCCUGGUGAUCAGACUUAUUCAGGGAAAACCUUGCUCCUUCAUCAAGGGAUGUAGAUCUAAGAGGCUAACUGGUGUUUUGCAGGACCUACGGGACUUGGAAUACGGGGAUAGCAUUGCUGUUCUAGGCUACCCCAUCCCGACCAACAGCUUCACGGACCUCUACAAGGAGAUCGUCGAGACGGUGGACUCGUGUAUGUUCAGAGAAGAAACACCUGAAGAUGAUGAUCUGGGAAAUCCUGAAACGGUUUCUGAAGAUGUGAACAGAAAUGGUAGUGAUGCAGCUGAUGCUAAAGAAACGACAACGAAUCCUGUACUGUCGCAGACUUGUGUUGAAAAAAAGCAUGUGGUGAGCCUUUUAUCACCGAAAUCUCGAGUAGCACAAGAACCCGAGUGGUUUGAUAAACCGGUCAGUGAACAAUUCAUGAACAGGACUGUGCAUGAGUUAAAGAAUGUAACAUUCUUUCCGCAACUUCACCCACGAACUCUGGACUCCGUUUUCCUUCCACCACCGGUCCGGAUGCCCAUGUACGGAGCUCCGUCGGUGGGCAGGUCGCUCCUCCAAAGGGCACAGGGUCAGAUACAGUACCGGUGUACAGCCACGCCCUGGAUAUCUGGGUGUCGUCCAGCUGUCUCCACCACCCCCAGGAUCCCUGCCAGCCAUCAGUCAGUGAGAGAGGUAAUGUACGCUGAUGCAAGGGAUGCCUUUCAACGGUCAUUCACAAGCAACACCGACCCCUGUUGUGAAAUGGACUCACCCUCGUGUGUUUUAUCAGCAUGGGUUGUUGCCGAUAAAGCUAGGAAAUAGAAUAUGAAGUAAUGCCGCGGAGUAAACUGCCGUGCAAAAGAAAGUAUACCAUCGUGUUUAAUGGUGGCUGAAAAUAGAACAAACAAAAAAAGGUUAUGCGAUGGUGAUGUAUUUGACACUGGUAUCAAUAUAUCGACACUGGUAUCUAAAUAUCGACACUGGUAUCAAUAUAUCGAUAAUAUAUGCAUCAUAUCAAUGAGUAUCUCACAACAGGUGACGUGAACAUGACCUCUCAAUGAACUUGGGGUCGCAAUGUCACACUACACAGUUAUGGGUAGCGUGAAGCAGGUAUUGGUAUAAUCAGUUUGAGUGUAUCCUUUCUUUUGCACGGCAGUGUAUAUGACUACACAAGAUACCUGUGGGAGUCUGUUUUCUUUGUUGUAUUUGAAAACGGACCACAAAACGAAUCCUGUCUCAAUCAUACAUUCCUUACCUACGGCUUACUACUAAGAUGCUAUACGAGAUGACUAACGCCGGUCAGGGGGCACGGGUGGCCCAGUCGUCUAAGGCGCCGCAAUUCGCUGUGCAAAGUUGCGUCCCUUGGGCACGCCAGAAACCUAUGGUUGAAGGUUCGAAUCCCGGUUCGCCCCAAUUAUGUU
Messenger RNA from Haliotis rufescens (red abalone), 5908 nucleotides. Its product is annotated as serine-rich adhesin for platelets-like. The record is from RefSeq and is a predicted model, not a curated record. Bases 93 to 5309 code for a protein of 1738 amino acids. The transcript is spliced from 5 exons. Lineage: Eukaryota; Metazoa; Mollusca; Gastropoda; Lepetellida; Haliotidae.